Messenger RNA from Ylistrum balloti, 1512 nucleotides. RefSeq lists its product as uncharacterized. Lineage: Eukaryota; Metazoa; Mollusca; Bivalvia; Pectinida; Pectinidae. Gene Ontology annotation, molecular function: copper ion binding; superoxide dismutase activity. Gene Ontology annotation, biological process: removal of superoxide radicals. The coding region runs from base 1 to 1512 and encodes 503 amino acids. The record is from RefSeq and is a predicted model, not a curated record. The transcript has 6 exons.
AUGGAACGAAAAACUGUGAUUUACUUUUAUCUCUGUCUUGUGUUGAUAUUGAAAUAUUCAAAUGGACAACAGUUUCCGAAUCAACAAUUUGGACAACAGAAUAAUGGCCAGUUUGCACCUGUUGCUGCUGGUCAGUUUGUAGGCAAUGGACAACCUUUUGCGGGUAACAAUCAAGUGCCUACAAAUAAUAAUCAGGGAACGUUAGCAAACAACCAGACGCCACAAGGAGGAACGCAACAAGGAACGUUUCCAAACAAUCAACAAGGAACGUUUCAAAACAAUCAACAAGGAACGUUUCCAAACAACCAACAAGGAACGUUCCCUAACAACCAACAAGGAACGUUCCAAAACAAUCAACAAGGAACGUUCCCUAACAACCAACAAGGAACGUUCCAAAACAAUCAACAAGGAACGUUUCCAAACAACCAACAAGGAACGUUCCCUAACAACCAACAAGGACAAUUUCCUAAUACAUUCCAGGGAAACCAGUUCGGACAACCCGGAGGAAUUCCUACUUUCGCUGGACCAAAUACACAACCACCGUUUAACUUUCAAAGUAAUGUAGUAGGUUUUCAAAACCCAAUUGGAGGCUUUAACACACUUGGAAAUCAGUUUGGAAAUCCUUUCAUUCCUGGGAAUAAUUUUGGAAUGGGAGGUCCUUUCGGCAUUGGACCAGGGGCUCCGGGACCAGUUCAAGGCCCCGAACAAGGCGGACCUGGUGGUCAGUUUUCUUUGGGAGGUCAGCUGUUUAUGAGUUUAUCUCAGAACCCUAUGAACUACCGAUAUGCUACAUGUCGGUUUAAUUCUUCGGAAACUAAAAUUGCUGGUAGAGCUGACUUCAGACAAUUUGUAUUUGGAGAUUUCCCAGUGGACAUCCGUAUCCAGGUUUGGGGUUUGCCUACCUCUCCUGUAGACACACAAAGGGGGAUCCAUAUCCAUGAAUUUGGAGAUACUGGAACUAAAUGUUCGCGUGUCGGACCUCAUCUUAAUCCUGCUCAGACAAGGCAUGGCGGAAGGAACACCUUCGCCUUCUUGAGACACGUCGGUGAUCUUGGAAACAUGCUCCAGUCCCCGCAGGGGGUGACGUCCACCCAGUUCCGUGAUGGAGUUAUUUCCCUUCAGGGACCAACCAGUGUUGUAGGACGUUCUUUAGUGAUUAAAUACGAGCGAGAUGAUGAGGGUUUCGGUACCAAUGUGGACAGCCUACAAAAUGGUAACGCCAGGACACCCAUCGCCUGCUGUACCAUCGCACGCUCGGGACCUGCUAACUGGAACAACCCAUACACGGAAGCGGAGUUGAUGUCGCUGAACGGUGGAGGGGCAGGUCUACAGUCCAAUUUUGGCAUGUCUAACGGUGCUGCAGGUGCCAAUACUUUCGGAAACACGGGGAGUCAAGGAUCUGGGUUCAACUUUAACUCACAGAGCGACGCAGGUACUCCCGCUCCUUCUCCAAACCCUCAGGGAACGGGUAACAACGCGUUCGGAUUCCUCGGAAAUAACGGCAAAAAGUAA